Messenger RNA from Anolis sagrei ordinatus, 600 nucleotides. NCBI's taxonomy places the organism in Eukaryota, Metazoa, Chordata, Lepidosauria, Squamata, Anolidae. The record is from RefSeq and is a predicted model, not a curated record.
GUACGGCCACGGCUAUGAAAUUUUUUGUGUCGCCUGCAAUAACGCCAAAACUAUUAUCACCUCAGCAUGCAAGGCUUCUAAGAAAGAACAUGCAGCCAUUAUUUUGUGGAGCACUCGAACUUGGAAGCAGCUGCAGAGCUUACCUUUCCACAAUCUGACGGUGACACAGCUUUCUUUUUCCCCCAAUGAUGAAUUCUUACUAGCAGUUUCAAGAGACAGAAAAUGGUCACUCUGGAAAUGUAAAGAUAUCGAUCCAACAGAAUCAGAACCAACUUUUUACCUUUUUGCUUGCACUGACCCUAACGUAGCUGGGCACAGUCGCAUCAUUUGGUCCUGUGACUGGACGGCAGAUAGCAAGUACUUUAUUACUGGAAGCAGAGACAGAAAGGUUAUGAUCUGGGGCAAAUGUUGUUCAAAAGAGGAGAAUAAAGAGAAUGCCACGGGACUGAUACACCUCUGUUCAACAGCCCUGGAUGUUGGAGAUUCUGUCACUGCUGUUAGUGCCAGUCACGUGCUUGCUUCUGAUGGGAGGUAUGUUACCAGGGCACUGUUUUGCCAAUGACUUCUGAUGUUAUGUGACUUUUCAAAACCAAGCCACUU